Drosophila serrata is the source of this 2003-nucleotide messenger RNA. It is a transcript of the gene d4, whose product is annotated as double PHD fingers d4. The record is from RefSeq and is a predicted model, not a curated record. Lineage: Eukaryota; Metazoa; Arthropoda; Insecta; Diptera; Drosophilidae. Gene Ontology annotation, biological process: nervous system development. Gene Ontology annotation, cellular component: nBAF complex.
CGGUAUAUUUUAUCUUUGGGUUCAUUAUCAUACUAUUUUUUGCGUCCUUAUAUUUUGUAAUGAAAAUACAGAUUAAUCUUCCAUGUUAAAAACAAACGAGUUUUUUAACUAGGAGGAAGACUCAAAUGUUGAAAACAUUACCACUAGUCACGUAGUAUUCAUUUAUUUGAUCUUGAUUGGCUUUGUUACUUUUAACACAACGACGGCAACAACAUGGCUUCCGCGUCUGAUAUUGAAAAAACAUUGGUUGCAAACAUUGGAAACUUUGAAAAGAUUCAAAAUUUUCUCAACGACAAAGAAAAGUACAAGGAAGUGUUAGAAAAUAGCGAAAACUUCAAUACUCGUUUAUGCAUUGAAAGACGUCUUCGUAUGCCCUUUCUGGACCCCCAGACUGGUGUUGCACAGACCCAUUGUGCUCUCUUCAUGAAAAAAAAGCAACGUAUGCCAGGAUUUCGUCAUGGACAGAUAUACACCUACCCAUCAUCACGUUGGCGCAAGCCUAAGCGUCAGUAUUUACUUAACCCGAAUCAAAGCUACCGUGCUUAUCAGUACCGCGAACACCAUCUUCAACACUCCCACCAUCAACCACAUCCGCAUCAUCACCACCAUACACCAGCGGUUGGGGCUGCAGUGGCACGUGAUAUCCAUCAGAUUGAGAGUCCAGCUAUUGUUGCUGCUGAUGGUAAUUCCAUGGGAGCAUCAGGAGAUAACGACAGCAAAGACUCUCAUGCAAACGCCGAGAAGGAGUGGUUUCAUGAAGACUUGGAGUCAUCGCAUUAUCAUCAUGGUGAUGACUUUGAGGACGAUUUUGAUUCAGAUAACGACUUUGACGAGUCAUACACUAGUCGGGGCAAACGGAAACGAGGAUCUCGCCCUCGACGGUCCAAUGCCAUUGCAGAGGGCACACCAAAACGUGGUCGCAAAGGUGGUGGUAAUCGUCGUAGGAACAUUGUUGAAGGAGAAACUGAUCGUAGGCGUCGUGGUGCUGGUGGAAAUAAUGCAAAUACAUCUGCAGCCGCAGCCGCAGCUGCCGCAGCGGUGGCACAUGCAGCUAGCACGGCGGCAGCUGCUGCGACAGGUAAUAUCUAUGCAUCCCACUCCAACUCCGCGUCACCCAUUCCCACAAACGAUGAAUCUUCGCAGUCAGCACUGCUCAUGCCAACGAACAAUAUAUCUUUGUCAUAUGAAAAAAAUUUAAGUGAUGCUGGAGCUUCCAAUGACUCAAUUCCUUUAGCGACUAUGACUGGUGUGGCAGGAGGCAUGAGCAUGGGAUUGGUUUCAGCAACAUCCAACGCCUCUAGUGCUCCGGCAGUGUAUGCUGCAGCGAAUCAUUCGUCUUCAACUGUUGGAGCUAGUCCCAAAAAAGUGAAGCAACGCGUUGAACGCGACAUCGCUCAACCAUCUCCAUACUGCGAUUUUUGCCUCGGCGAUCAACGGGAAAAUAAGAAAACCAAUAUGCCCGAAGAACUUGUGUCGUGUUCAGAUUGCGGUCGUUCAGGCCAUCCAUCGUGUCUUCAGUUCACAGCGAAUAUGAUUAUAUCAGUAAAACGUUAUCGCUGGCAAUGCAUUGAAUGCAAGUACUGCUCUAUUUGUGGGACCUCCGAUAAUGACGACCAGCUACUAUUCUGCGACGAUUGCGACCGUGGCUACCACAUGUACUGCCUUUCACCACCGCUCAUCACUCCACCAGAGGGUUCUUGGAGCUGCAAACUGUGCAUGGAGGAGUUCCACAAGGAUGCAUAAUUUAAUGUUAAGAUAAUUGUACCACUGGAUGAAUACAUAACGUACGCCGCAUCCAUACAUACAAGUCCUUUACUGAAUUAAUUUAUAUUGGCUAGCAAUUUUACCUAAAUCCUAUUAACAUUGCAUUUCAUUUCUAAUACUAUUUGUAAGUGGAGCCAUGAAGUAUUUCUUUUUAGUAUUCUAUGCGGUUUUUUGAAGUAAUAUAUUUAUGUAUGUCUAAAAUAAGGUUCAUAUUGUCAAUGUAAUCGUAAUAUUAUUUA